UUUCAUGCUGAUUGACUCGAAUUUUAUAAUUAGAUUGAUGCAAAUGUAACUUGUGAAUAUGGGUUCGAAAGUUAAUCACGGAAGAAUCAAUUAUAUCGAUAAUCCAAAAGUCGCUUGAUUUAGGUGCUGACAUUGUUCUUCACUCUAUGAGUAAAUAUAUCAACGGACAUUCUGAUGUUAUCAUGGGAGCCAUCAUGACAAAUCGAUCAGAUCUUGCUGAGCAAUUAAGAUUCUUCCAAAAUGCUUUGGGUGAUGUUCCUUCACCAUUUGAUUGUUUCCUUGUUAAUCGAGGAGUAAAAACUUUAGGAGUUCGAAUGGAAUGUCACCAGAAAAAUGGCCUGGAAAUCGCUAAAUAUCUUGAAUCGCACCCGAAAGUGGUUAAAGUUUACCACCCUGGACUUGUCAGUCAUCCACAGCACGAACUUCACAAGAAACAAUGUUCAGGAUCAAGUGGAAUGAUUUCAUUCGAGAUCAAAGGUGGAAAAAAAGAGGCCUCAGAAUUUGUCGCUAACCUUAAAAUUUUCACCUUAGCUGAAAGUUUAGGUGGCAUCGAAUCGCUCAUUGAGAUUCCCUCUCUUAUGACUCACACUUCAGUUCCUGAGGAGCAAAGGAAACACCUUGGAAUCAGCGAUUCAUUGGUUCGAGUUUCCGUUGGAAUUGAAUCAGUUAAAGACUUAAUCGCAGACUUGGAUCAAUCAUUUUCUAAAAUCUAAUCUAAUAUCAUACGAUUGAUUAUCCAACAAUCAUUAAGAUUAAUAUCGUUAUAUUGUUUUUUUUCAUCUAAAUGAUUAGUUGCAAUCUAAUAUACCCAAUCAAUCACAAUUGAAAAGUAUAAUAAUCCUUUGAUUUAAUGGUAACAGUUUCAAAUAAAUGAAAUUUAUGGUCAAUAAAAGAAACCAUAACAGUUUAUUGGUUUAGCUUUAAA
Messenger RNA from Panonychus citri (citrus red mite), 925 nucleotides. Its product is annotated as cystathionine gamma-lyase-like. Gene Ontology annotation, cellular component: cytoplasm. The record is from RefSeq and is a predicted model, not a curated record. Gene Ontology annotation, biological process: transsulfuration. Gene Ontology annotation, molecular function: pyridoxal phosphate binding; cystathionine gamma-lyase activity. The transcript is spliced from 2 exons. Lineage: Eukaryota; Metazoa; Arthropoda; Arachnida; Trombidiformes; Tetranychidae. Bases 147 to 713 code for a protein of 188 amino acids.